AACUCACACUCGCGUCCAUACAGUCCGCCGCCAACUCACACUCGCGUCCUUGAGACUUUGUUUUCUAUCACAGACAGCUGACCGCCUAAUUAGAAGUAUUGAGCUGGAGGACAUCGAUAAGUCUACCUGUAAUGUACUAGUGGUUUGGUAGCGAGGCAACCAGUGUUGUUUACACUCUACAGCCACGCUUCACCGAUCUCGUAUCACAAUACUGACACACGCAGAACAGACAAGACUGUGAAGGGAAUAUAUAAGAACAAGACACGAUGUCUGCACAACCAACUCCUCCACCCUCCUACGAGCAGGUCUUAUUAGAGAGCCAGGGUGAUGCCAAUAUGGAAAUAUUCACAGUGCAAAACCCCAGAGUCACAGACCUGGACUACAAUGCCUACACAGCAGAUGAUCAAGGGCCGCCCCUACCCCGAGAAGCCUUUGUAGCAUCAUCAUCAGCACAACCAGCUCCGUCCUUACCUCGAAAGGGCACACCACCAGUUUCAACGGCCAACACUCCAGCCUUAACCCUUCAGCCAGUAUCCCUAGCACCAGCACCGGCACAGGCACCAGCACCAGCACCAGCACCAGCACCAGCACCAGCACCGACAGCAGCAGCAGCAGCAGCACCAGCAGCACCAGCGCCGAAGCCAGCGCCAAAGCCAAAGCCAGCAAGAACAUCGACAGUUGCGCCCGAUCCUUCUUUGAAAGGCUUCAAAUGCAAGGAAGACCGAAGAACCUUGAUUAGAAAGCUUUACCUCCUCAUGGCGGCGAUGCAGUUAGCCACGGUUGGAUCUGUCAGUAUCUUCGUUUUCAUCACGCCGAUCAAACACUGGAUGAAGAAGGACGGGCUGCCUCUGUUAUACGCUUCUAUUGGGACAUUUGUGUGGUGCUUUUUUGUGCUGGCUGUUAUCCUCCCCAGCAAGAAGAAAGUUAACGGGAACAGCAUUCGCUUUGUCAUAUUUACGAUCUCCUACGCCUUGCUUAUUGGAGCUGUGUCUGGACAUUUUGCAACCUACAUUCUGCUGGCAGCUGCUGUUGUCAUUGGACUUACAUUCUUGGCUGCUGCCAUUAUUUCCAUAAAGUCUGACAUCAACAUGAAGAAGGGAUUGAUCAUUGUCUCCGUCGUGGUGCCGUUCCUCGUUGGCCUGACCUGCAUCGGCUCGUACUUCGCCUUUGGAGUCGAUGAGCUCCGAGACUGUGGCUUUGGCGGACUUAUUGCAUUGGGCGUCAGUGAGCUGAUGACGGCAUGCAUUCAGCUGAUGUUAUCUAAAGACAACCACGGUUUCACCAAAGAGAGCCCCUGUCUGGCUUUCUUCAAUCUGUUCUCACAUAUCCGGGAUGUUGUGAUUAUGUGCAUCCAUAAGAUUCUGUGUUGCGCAUUGUAACCUGCGGGAUGGAUGUGGUUUAGAGUUAUAGAUCCCGUAUCCAUCAUGGCAACGACGCGAACCGCCGUCAUCUUAACAUAAACAUAUUUUCUAUUUUUCGCCAUACAGGUUGUAAAUGUGCACACAGUUAAAGUACCAUGGAAAAAAUGGUGUGCAGUUAGUUUGGAUUUGGUACGAUGGUAGAAUAUUAAUUGUAACUUUUGUUAGUUCGAUUUCACUCGAUCACGAACGGAAUAUAGAGUUCAGCUGAAUGUACAAUUUCGAAAUGGACAAUAAGUUUAAGAAGCACCAAAGUUAAGCAUGCAACAUAAUAUUAUAAACACGUUGCGAUACGUCGGUGAUGAGACGCUGUAGGACGAUGAUGCUCUAUGUGGCCUUAGCUUGACUAAAGAAAACCAAAAUGACUGCUACACACCACGAGUGAACAGUGUCACUCGUAACGGGGAUUGGUAUUAUCCCCCAAGUGAACACUAUUAAGUAAAAACAUGGACCUAUCCUCAGUGUUUGAUAUAGCCCUUAAACGUUCUACGGACUUAUCACAUUUCCAAAUUUGACGCUUCAGUCACAAGAAUGAUGUCCGAUACAAAUCCGUAUUUUGACUAGUAUCAUAUGUUCCCGUGUGUUUUCAUGUGAACAGUUGACUUGUCUUUGCAUGUGUUUGUUACAUGUGCCUCCGGUGGGACAGGUUACGCUCACCUUUCGGCCAACACCUGGUAUCAUCACUAUUUGAUAGUGAUUCAUAAACACGUGCUUUUGAUAUCGUUUUUGUUAUUUAUUGAAAUUCGUCCACGGAAUUCCCCGGAAAAAUAAAAUUUAAAAAUCACUCUUAUUUAGUUGACAGAUGCUCAUGAUAAAGUGGGAAUAGCUAAUCAAACAGUAACACUAGUGAAACUAUAUUUUGCCUGUAGAGCACAUGCAGCACACAAUCCUCGCGGUACACGUAUUGGGCUAUAAAAGUACGCCACGUGUUUAAUGGCGAUCUCGCAUUAGACGUCGCACUGCAAAUUCACCGUGACAUUACUGUGAGUAACAAUAUUUGAGACCCAACAGAAGAAAAUGGACCUUAUGGCUGCUUUGAUACAUUUGUUCUGCAGUAAUUACAUACACAGUUAUAAUCUGAAAACGGGACUUUGCACAAAAUGAGUCCAAAUGUUUGAUACUAUGUCUCUCUGUAAUUAAUAUGAAAUGAAGAUUAUGAAUUGUGUGUUUGUGGUCAUAAGAUUCUGCAGUUUUAAAACAUAAUGAGAAGUUAAGAAGUCCCUUAUUUCAUGGUGGGUCACAUUUCAUCAAUAUGUGACAUUAACUAUCCCAACUAGCCAUGUCACAUGUUUUUACUGUGAAAUGAGGAGUACGGGUGGCCCAGUCGUCUAAGGCGCUGCGAUUCGCUGUGCAGAGUUGCGUCCCUUAGGCACGCCUGAAAUCCAGGUUCGCCCCGAUUAUGUUUCUAGGUUUGUCAGCACCAUACCCGUGCUCG
Molecule: messenger RNA, 2853 nt
Organism: Haliotis rufescens (red abalone)
Lineage: Eukaryota; Metazoa; Mollusca; Gastropoda; Lepetellida; Haliotidae
Exons: 12
Coding region: 267-1379 (370 amino acids)
Cellular component (GO): membrane
Source: RefSeq, a predicted model, not a curated record